Messenger RNA from Carassius gibelio (silver crucian carp), 3092 nucleotides. It is a transcript of the gene plbd1a, whose product is annotated as phospholipase B domain containing 1a. Gene Ontology annotation, molecular function: glycerophospholipase activity. Gene Ontology annotation, cellular component: extracellular region. Lineage: Eukaryota; Metazoa; Chordata; Actinopteri; Cypriniformes; Cyprinidae. Gene Ontology annotation, biological process: phospholipid catabolic process. Bases 108 to 1715 code for a protein of 535 amino acids. The transcript has 12 exons. The record is from RefSeq and is a predicted model, not a curated record.
CGCCCCAGUGGCCUAAUGGAUAAGGCACUGGCCUCCUAAGCCAGGGAUUGUGGGUUCGAGUCCCAUCUGGGUUUCUGCGGUGCAUGUGACUGAAGAUCGACACAGACAUGAAGAACAGCAGCAUUUGCGCGUUCAUUCUUGCUUGUUUUGUUGCAGCAGCGAGAAGCGACAAGCUGCUGAAUGCCACGGCGUACUGGGACUCGACCCACAAGGCCGUUCUGCUGAAGGAGGGUGUUCUGGACACGCAGGGCGAUGCGUACGGCUACUAUAAUGACACGCUGUCGUCCACGGGAUGGGGCGUGCUGGAGAUCCGUGCCGGCUACGGUCAGACGGAGGAGACAGACGACGUCACCAUGUUCCUGGCGGGGUAUCUGGAGGGUUUCCUCACCGCGCCGCAGAUUUUCGAUCAUUACACCAACAUGUAUCCGCAGCUGAUCACGAAACCUGAAACACUGGUGGCUGUGAAGGACUUCAUGUCGAAGCAGGACGACUGGUCUCGGGGUCAGGUGAAGCGUAACACCUCUGAUCCUCUGUGGAUCCACACGGGGCUGAUUCUGGCACAGCUGGACGGUCUGCAGGCCGGAGUCACCGACUGGGCCAAACAACACGGCAGGAAGCCUCUGUCCCAGUUUGACGUCCAGUUCCUGAAUGCCAUCGGUGAUCUGCUGGACCUGAUCCCGGCGCUGGUUCCCAGUGAGACGUCCAGUAUGAAGCCGUAUAAAGCUCCUCCCAUGGGCCACUGCUCUGCGCUCAUAAAGAUGUUGCCUGGCUUUGAGAACCUGUUGUUCGCUCACUCCAGCUGGUACACGUACGCCGCCACCAUGCGCAUCUACAAACACUGGGACUUCAGACUGAGAGAGCCACACACGGCCACCGGAAGACUGUCCUUCAGCAGCUACCCUGGGUUCCUGAUGUCUCUGGAUGAUUUCUAUCUGCUGGGCAGUGGUCUGAUGAUGACUCAGACCACCAAUAACGUCUUCAACACCUCGCUGUUCUCCUACAUGACUCCUGCCAGCCUGUUCUCCUGGCAGAGGGUUCGACUGGCACACGCACUGGCAAACACUGGGGAGCAGUGGGCCAAAACCUUCUCCAGAUACAACUCUGGGACGUAUAAUAACCAGUACAUGGUGGUGGACCGGAGUAAAGUGAUUCUGGGCAGCAGUCUGGAGGACGGAGCGCUGACGGUGGUGGAGCAGAUCCCAGGACUGGUGGAGUAUUCGGACCAGACGCAGACGCUGCGCAGAGGUUACUGGCCGUCUUACAACGUGCCGUUCCACCGUAAGAUCUACGAUCUGAGCGGCUACGAGCAGAUGUGGAAGAAGCACGGCGAGGAUUUCUCCUACGACCUCUGCCCUCGAGCCAAGAUCUUCCGUCGUGACCAGUCAUCCGUCAGCGACCUGAACUCCCUCAAACACAUCAUGAGAUACAACGAUUAUAAGAGUGACCCGUACUCGAAGGGUAACCCGUGUAAGUCCAUCUGCUGUCGUAAUGACCUGCAGGAGCAAAGAGCCAGUCCUGGAGGAUGUUACGACACCAAGGUCACAGAUCUGCACAUGGCUCAGGGUUUCGUAGCAGAGGCGGUGAACGGACCGACCACAGAUGGAGGGCUCCCCGUCUUCUCCUGGGAGGCGUUCAACAGCACGUCCCAUCAGGGCCUUCCUCCGAUAUACAACUUCAGCUUCGUCCUGAUGCAGCCGCAGCUCUUCCGCCCCUGAGGAUCAUGGGAUUUCACAAUCUAGCCUGCUUCUGAACUGAUUCUCUGUUAGAAAUCUGCACUAAAACCAAUCUGAACCCUUGAAUCUGUUGAAUCACAUUUUUUUUUUAGCCUUAAAAUCAGCGCUAAACUCUACAGCUGCCAUCUGACAAUCAGUCCAGGACUGUUCACGUCUCUUUUUAUUGAUUUAUGGAUUGAGUAAAUCAUAAUGUUUUAGUACACAAAAGGUUAAAAAAAAAAUUAGUUGGUAAAUUAUUGGCAUACAUGAAAAAAUAACAAAAACUUGAAAUUAUGAGGUAAUGUCAAAAUGAAGAUGUACUAAGUCAAUAAUGACAUAAGAAGGCAUAAUUAUGUGGUAAAACCUUGACAUUUUGAAAGAAUAAUUUGAAAUUGACGUACCAGGUCAAAAUUUACACACUAAGUCACACUUUUCAGGAAAACAAUGACAUACUAAGUUGAAAUUGAAAUAGUAUUCAAUAUUCAUUUGUCUUUUUAACCACAUAAAUAUGACUUUUCUUUUCCUUCCACUCUUCACCUCAUGAAUGUUACUAUGGGUGUCCAUAAAUUACUGCCACACAGAGCAUGUUUAAAGUGCUCCUAUUAUGGAUUUUGGAAAAUUACCUUUCAUGCAUUGUCUAACACAGCUCUAAAUGAAUGAAAACAUCCUGCAAGGUUUUCAAUUUGAAAGUGCAUUAUGUAUUAAGUUAUUAUCUUUCAAAAGAAAGAGUCAGUUUAGCAUAUUGCCUGCCCACUUGUUGGUCUGAAUGAAAAUACAACAAUUUUUUUUUUAUAUAUAUAUAUACACUCUGUGCAGUGCACAAAGCAGCACUGUGCUCACAAACACUGCUUUAUCAGCCAUUACAUGCAUUAUGCAAUGAAACCUGGACCAAUUGUUUGGAGGUCGUUACGCAAAUGGGGUAAAAAUAAAUGCAUUAUAAGGAAAUGUAAGUAUUUUUUGACCUUGCAUGCAUGUCAAUCUGUACGGGGACUCCCAAAACCAAAAUAUGAACCUUUCAUUACCCAUAAUGGGAGCACUGUAAAACGGGGGCGUCAGUAUCAUCGUAAUUUUGUAAAUCUAGUAAAAGAUGUAAAUGGACACAACACAAACAGAAAACCAAAGUUUGUAAUGUAAAUGUCAGUGGCAGGAAUGUCUUGUUGAACGAGUCCAUCGCUGUGAUGUUUCUUAGCUGUAUUUACAGAUUUCUUCUCUCAGGGAAGGUGACUCAAAAGUGCCUUUGUUAUUAUUCGAAUGUCUUUUACCUUCACUUUUGAAUAUCUGUUAUCAUUGCUGUCAAUCAUGAGGUUUGUAAUCUGUGGCAUGUGAUUUUUUUGUAAUUUUUUUUUCUCUUUGAUUCAACCAAUGAAUGAACAAGCCUCA